AUGUGUGCUCGAAACAAGGCAUUGGGCAAAUCUGUUCUGAUGCAUUUCAUCCAGUUCUGCAAUCGUUUUGAUGAAUCAGCUUGCAGGCUGAUGUGCGAAGUCUGUUUGGCGUCGGAAAGAAUCGGCAGUAUUACUUCGUGGAUAAAUGUCAUCAUGCAUAUCGUUAAAGUCAAGGGCACAGAAGAAGAGCUCAUCGAACAAGCUUUCAAACUCUUCGUGCCGUGGUGUACUGCACAAAAUUUUUCGACAAUUUUUACGACCUUUCCUUCUCAAACUGGAUUACCAUCAGAAGAUGUGGUUCCCUUGCGUCUGUAUGAUGAAUGUAAAAGCGGUAGUUGUCCUGUCAAAAUUUUAUGUGAUGACGAUACUUUCAACGAGGCACCUUCAUUAGCUUAUUCAGGUGCUCCAAAACGACCCGGUAAGCAGAUGUUUGUAAACUUCCCUGAUGAUCAACCUGAGCAAUUUCUGGACCCAUUGCAGCGUAAAAUAGCCGUUGUGAAAGGUGAAUGGAAACGUCCGGAAGGUACAUCACUAAUCGUUAUUGCUUCAUUAAUCGAUAAAAUGGCUAAUAUUGGUGGACUUUGUCGUACGAGUGAGAUAUUCGGUGCCGAGAAGUUGGUCGUUGAUAAUGCUGCUAUUAUCAAUAAUCAAAAUUUUAAGGCUUUGAGUUUAUCGUCGGAAAACUGGAUUACAGUUGAAGAGGUGUGUAAAACGGAACUUCUGAUUUAUUUGAAAUCAAUUCGCCAACUAGGUUAUACGAUUAUUGCUGCAGAACAGACGACGAAUAGCGUUCCGUUUGCCAGUUUUCGUUUCCCUCCCAAAUCGGCUAUUCUUCUUGGAGAUGAAAAAGAAGGAGUACCAGUUGAAUUGAUUCGCUAUGUUGAUACGACUGUUGAAAUAAAUCAAGUGGGUCACACAAGAAGCUUAAAUGUACAUGUGACAGGUGCAUUAUUUAUUCAGAAGUAUGCCGAGCAAAACAAUUAUACAUUAGCGAGAUAA
Anisakis simplex (herring worm) is the source of this 999-nucleotide messenger RNA. Lineage: Eukaryota; Metazoa; Nematoda; Chromadorea; Rhabditida; Anisakidae. The record is from the annotation of a GenBank genome assembly.